Phalaenopsis equestris is the source of this 877-nucleotide messenger RNA. Its product is annotated as glycine-rich protein 2-like. Lineage: Eukaryota; Viridiplantae; Streptophyta; Magnoliopsida; Asparagales; Orchidaceae. Bases 59 to 559 code for a protein of 166 amino acids. The record is from RefSeq and is a predicted model, not a curated record. Gene Ontology annotation, molecular function: nucleic acid binding; zinc ion binding. The transcript is spliced from 2 exons.
CUCAGACAGCGCUCAAUUAGGGUUUCGGCUGGUAGGAAUCUGAGCGGACAGAUCGAAGAUGGCGCAGGAGGGCGUUCGAUUAAAGGGAGUCGUGAAGUGGUUUAACGGAAGCAAAGGGUUCGGAUUCAUAACGCCGGAUGAUGGAGGAGAGGAUCUGUUCGUGCAUCAAUCAUCUAUCAAGGCGGAUGGGUUCCGAACGCUGGCUGAUGGAGAGCCGGUUGAAUUCGGCAUCGCGGAGUCGGAGGAUGGACGGACUAAGGCCGUUGAUGUGACGGGACCUGAUGGGGAUUUUGUUCAGGGAGGCAACACGUCAGGCGGCGGCGGUGGGGGCCGGAGGGAUGGGUAUGGCGGUGGUGGUGGUGGUGGAGGUGGACGAGGGGGUGGAAGGUAUGGUGGAGGUGGAUACGGGUUUAACGGUGGUGGUGGAGGUAGGGGAGGUGGUUGGAGGGGUGGCGAUGGCGGGGGGUAUGGUGGGGGGGAGGGGGGGGGGGGGGGGGGUGUGUUUACCUGUGGAGAAACUGGCCAUUUCGCGAGGGAGUGCCCAUCUGGUCCGAAGUGAGACUUUACCUACAUCUCCUUACUUUUUUGUUUCUGCUUCGUUAGAUUAUCUUGUAGUUUGAUGAUAUGGGCUGCUUCCCUUGUGUUUCUCCUCUAUUUUUCUUUUAUAUUUUUGUGUUGUAUGCUCUGGUAGGGCAUGAAGAUUGUGGUUUUUUUGUCUUUUUUUAUUUAUAACUUGGACGUGAAUCAUGCGAUUUGGUUUUGGUUAGGUUUUGUUGUUCAUUUUUGGUGAUUUUUUUUUUUUUUUUGACAAGGGAAUGUGUAAUAUGAACUGUAUGAAUGAUGUGCUUUAUAUAUGAGUCCAAGCUAUUUCCAGUCA